Trifolium pratense (red clover) is the source of this 1503-nucleotide messenger RNA. Its product is annotated as GDSL esterase/lipase At2g30310-like. Bases 243 to 1334 code for a protein of 363 amino acids. NCBI's taxonomy places the organism in Eukaryota, Viridiplantae, Streptophyta, Magnoliopsida, Fabales, Fabaceae. Gene Ontology annotation, molecular function: hydrolase activity, acting on ester bonds. The transcript is spliced from 5 exons. The record is from RefSeq and is a predicted model, not a curated record.
CAUUUAUAUCCGCGCACCAAGCCUAAUAAUGUUGGACAUGAGGUGGUGUGUUAAGAGUCCCACGUCGGUUACAAGAUGUACUUAUAUAUAUAUUUAUAAAAUGAAUUUCAUUAAGUUGAAAAACCAAACAAUCCAAUACCUUUAAUUUCAAGAAAUGAAGACUCCACUCCACUAUAUAUAGUUAGCUAAAUUAAAGCCUUGUCACAAUUACCAUAUAUAUGAAAAACUUCAAGUAAUGGCUUAUGCAACCCUUUAUCAUUUUAAUGCAAGUUUGCACCAUUAUCAAUGUUGUUACUGCAAGCAAUGACUUGAAAUUGAGAUCAAAAUUCUCAUCCAUUUUAGUCUUUGGUGACUCAACAGUAGACACAGGAAACAAUAACUACAUCAAAACAUUGGCCAAAGGAAAUCAUUUACCAUAUGGUAGGGAUUUUCCUAAUCAUGUACCUACAGGUAGAUUUUCUAAUGGAAAAUUGGCUAUUGAUUUUCUUGCAUCUACAAUGAAUCUCAAAGAUACUGUCCCUCCUUUCUUGGACCCAAACCUUUCAAAUGAAGAGCUUCUAACAGGUGUUAGCUUUGCAUCUGGAGGAUCAGGUUUUGAUGAUUUGACGAUAGCUUUAUCAGGUGCUAUAUCAAUUUCCAAACAAACUGAAUAUUUCAAAAAUUAUGUGACAAAGGUUAAAAGCAUUGUAGGGGAAAAAGAAGCUAAAAAUAGACUUGGAAAUGCUUUGGUGAUUAUUAGUGCUGGAACUAAUGACUUCCUUUUCAAUUUUUAUGAUAUUCCAACUAGAAGGUUGGAGUUCAACAUUAGUGGAUACCAAGAUUAUAUUCAAAGUAAACUCCAAAUUUUCAUUGAGGAACUAUAUGACCUUGGAUGCAGAAAAUUUGCUGUGGCUGGGCUUCCAUCUAUUGGUUGCAUACCUGUUCAAAUAACAGCUAAGUUUGUAAAUUUAAAGGAUCGGAAAUGUGUGGAGGAUGAGAAUUUAGAAGCUAAGAUUUAUAACCAAAAAUUGGCUCGGAGAUUACUUAAAUUACAAGCAGUGCUUCAAGGAAGCAGAAUUAUAUAUACAAAUAUAUAUGACCCUUUGAUUGGCCUUAUCUAUCAUCCUCAAAAAUAUGGUUUCGUGGAAACAAGCAAAGGAUGUUGCGGAACUGGCUUAUUUGAAGUAACUCCAUUGUGUAAUGAACUCACACCAGUUUGUAAUGAUGCCUCAAAAUAUGUAUUUUGGGAUAGCGUACAUCCAACUCAAGCAACCUACAAAUAUAUUGCUAAGUACUUAGAAUUGGAAGUCCUGCCUAAGUUCCAAUUUCAAAGAGAUUAUAAUAUAUUUGAUUGAAGUUGAGAAAUUUGUACUUCAUUGUAUAUAGUACAAAGAAUAUGAGAUCAUUUGGGAGUCUAUGUACUACUCGUUCAUUUGUAGUAAAAAUAAUGCCACUCUUAUAAAAAGAAUGAAUCAAUGUGAUGCGGUCGCAAUUGCGAAAACUACAUGCACUUUUUGCGUAUAA